UCAUCUAUGGUAUUACACGUGAGGUCGACGUCUACGUUAAACAUAUAUUUAUAUCUAAGGGGCAAUCAGAUUUUUGUUGCCGGCGUGAGCGAACUCUCCGAGCGAUUGACAACUCGAAUUUCUUCUGAUUUCAUUAUUCCGUUGUACAAAUCAAACACCAAAUUUUGCAAUGGCUUGCCCACUUCUUAUGGAUAAGGUAUGGCUUGACAAAUACAAGUACGAUGACGCUGAGAAACAAUACUACGAACGUUUGGCCAAGGGUUCCCAAUGUUCGCUCGCUGGAGAGGUAGCUAAAGCUCGGCAACAUAUUAAAAAUUCAUUAGAAUGUAUGGAUGGUAUUGCAGCGAUGGCUUCUGCACCUAACACAGAAGUUUUGGGCAGAUUGACAAAUAUAGAAAAAGAAAAUAUUGCAUUAAGAACAGAGGUUAGUGAGUUGAGAAAACUUGUUGAUGGUUUAUUGUCACAAGUCAGUUCAAUGAGAAUAUCUGAACCAUUUGUUGCUGUCUGCCCUGCUAAACCUGCAACACCCGCUGCACCUGCAAAAGACGAUGAUGAUGAUGUCGAUCUAUUUGGAUCAGAUUCAGAGGAAGAGAGUGAAGCUAUUGCAAAGUUAAAGGAAGAAAGAUUAGCAGCAUAUAAUGCUAAAAAGUCUAAAAAGCCCACAUUAAUCGCAAAGUCAAACAUUAUAUUAGAUGUCAAACCAUGGGAUGAUGAGACAGACAUGAAAGAAAUGGAAAAGCAAGUCCGUGCAAUAAGUACUGAUGGAUUAUUAUGGGGAGCUGCUAAACUUGUGCCAUUAGCAUAUGGAAUUCAUAAACUACAAAUCUCUUGUGUUGUAGAAGAUGAUAAAGUUUCUAUUGACUGGCUUCAAGAGGAACUUGAGAAAAUUGAAGACUAUGUUCAAAGUGUUGAUAUAGCAGCAUUUAAUAAAGUUUAA
Ctenocephalides felis (cat flea) is the source of this 937-nucleotide messenger RNA. It is a transcript of the gene eEF1delta, whose product is annotated as probable elongation factor 1-delta. Gene Ontology annotation, molecular function: translation elongation factor activity; guanyl-nucleotide exchange factor activity. Lineage: Eukaryota; Metazoa; Arthropoda; Insecta; Siphonaptera; Pulicidae. Gene Ontology annotation, cellular component: cytosol; eukaryotic translation elongation factor 1 complex. The transcript is spliced from 8 exons. Bases 170 to 937 code for a protein of 255 amino acids. The record is from RefSeq and is a predicted model, not a curated record. Gene Ontology annotation, biological process: translational elongation.